AUGAAAAACAAUACCACCUCUUCGAAAUUUGCUGUCGAAGUCAAUGAUUUAAACUAUCAAUUUUCAGGUUCAACUCAAGAAGCUUUACACGAUAUAAAACUACAAAUUCCAUGGAAUUCAAGAACUUUAUUAAUUGGUUCCAACGGUGCUGGGAAAUCCACAUUACUAAAAUUAUUAGCAGGUAAGCAAUUAUGCCUAACUGGUGAAAUUUUUAUUAAUGGUAUCAAUCCUUUUUCAUCUCAGUACAGAAAUGAACAAGAAUUUGGUAUGAAUACUUCGACUUAUUUGGGAACAGAAUGGUGCCACAUGGAAAUUAUCAAUAGAGAUAUUGGUGUAUUAGAAUUAUUAGACAGUAUAGGAUACACCAGGUUUUUCAAACAAAGAGGUGAUGAAUUGAUUAAAAUUUUAGAAGUCGAUCUGGAAUGGAGGAUGCACAAAUUAAGUGAUGGACAAAAACGAAGAGUACAAUUGGUAAUGGGAUUGUUAAAACCAUUUAAACUUUUAUUAUUGGAUGAAGUUACUGUUGAUUUAGAUGUUGUUGCAAGAUCUAAAUUGUUAAAAUUUUUAAAAUUAGAAACAGAGAUUAGAGAGUGCAGUGUUAUCUACGCCACACAUAUUUUUGAUGGCUUGAAUGAAUGGCCUCUUCGAUUAAUUCAUAUGAGUAAAGGUUCUAUUGUACAAGAUGUCGAUUAUAAAAAAAAUGUUGUUUUUAGGAACGACAAGUCUGGUGGUGAUAUUGUUGGUACUAAUGGCUCGGUUAUAGAAGUGGAGAUGUGCAAAAGUUUACAUCCCUUAGCGUUGAAGUGGUUAUUAAAAGAUCAAAAUACCGAUUUAUAA
Saccharomycodes ludwigii is the source of this 837-nucleotide messenger RNA. It is a transcript of the gene CAF16, whose product is annotated as putative ATP-binding cassette family ATPase CAF16. Lineage: Eukaryota; Fungi; Ascomycota; Saccharomycetes; Saccharomycodales; Saccharomycodaceae. Bases 1 to 837 code for a protein of 278 amino acids. The transcript has a single exon. The record is from RefSeq and is a predicted model, not a curated record. Gene Ontology annotation, molecular function: ATP hydrolysis activity; ATP binding.